Molecule: messenger RNA, 894 nt
Organism: Paramecium octaurelia
Lineage: Eukaryota; Ciliophora; Oligohymenophorea; Peniculida; Parameciidae
Source: the annotation of a GenBank genome assembly
AUGUUAUUCUUAUCAUUAUUUAUAGGAAAUUGUGUGGCUUCACUCAAUCUGACAAUUGGAAUCGAUAUCACCAACAAGGAAUCCUUAGCAUACUUGGGAAGACUAGAAUAACAUUAUGAAUAGUUCGAAGAAAAAGGAUGUAAGACUUGUAUCCAUUAAUUAAGUAAUCCUAAACAUCGUAAAUCACAUCUUGCCAUGUUACACUUGCUAACAAAGACAUAAUUACACUUAACCUGAACCAAAUUGCUUUGGAGGAGGUAGAUAUUGUUGUAAGCAAUUAUGUCUUCAAAUCUAGAAUUCUCCCCUUAUGCCAAUGGUCAAUUGUUGCUUACAGAAAUUAUCAGGUAGAAUUGCUUAUUUACAGCAAGUGUAUACUUAUAUUUAAGUUACAUCAAUCUAUUUUCAUAAGAUUGCUUAGAGAAUCCACAUUACACAUUUUGCUCCGAGAAUAUUUUGAAGAAUAUCAUUAAUUACAAUAGUACAGAACUAGAUGAAUGCAUUAAUGCUAGCUUCAAAGGACAGGGUGACAAAGCAUUGCUGGAAAAUUACAUAUUGUCUAAAGAAAUGAAUAAAUAAUAUAAUUAGAGUUUCCUCACUGUAUUUCUAGAUAGCAAGGACAUUACAAAUUAACCAUUUAAUGAAAUGAUUGUCUAACUAUGUUAGAAAUUGCAUAACGAUCCACCUGAAUAUUGCAAUAUCUAUUCGGUAGUUGAAAAAAACACCACCAUACAAUUAGACGAAUAAAUCUUUUUUUAUCUAUUUAUAGUAAUACUCAUACUCUUAAUUUUGAUAUCCAUAAGGAUGUUAAAGAAAGUAAACUAUGUGAUUUUGAAUAAAACCUCAAUCCCUGUCGAAGAGACUAUUGGAAUUAUCUCAGAGGAAAAUGUGCAAUGA